Molecule: messenger RNA, 1861 nt
Organism: Didymodactylos carnosus
Lineage: Eukaryota; Metazoa; Rotifera; Eurotatoria; Philodinida; Philodinidae
Source: the annotation of a GenBank genome assembly
CUCUAUACGAUGGUGAAAACCGCAGGCCGCUAAGACCUUUCGUUAAAAAGUUAUUUGAAAAACGGCAACCGGCACGACCUUUCCGUUUCGAUAGUAGAGAAGAAACCUUUUUUGGCACUCUACGCAGUAGAAAAAGGUUGAAUAAGACAGUGAAAAUGGGUUUCCGUUUUUUUCCGGAUUUUAGGAUUAUGAUUCUCGAUUUCUAACUUAUACGGGCGGCAACUCUGGUCCUAGCGUACCUUAACCGUUCUUCGUCUGUUUCCCUUUAUUAGCCAUUAAAGAUAGCUGUCAGGAGUCACUUAAAGUGGCUUCUAACGGCUGUCGUUGACGGCUGGCGGAAAUAAAAACAACCCCACUCUCCUUCUUUAACUAAAAAAGACUACGGUCAUUGCUAAAAACUGAUUCGAUUCCACUACAACCAAUGAAAAAUCGAUUUAACGUCUUUAUAAUUUCCAGUUCCCAAAACAACUUUUUUUGUCAAAUAAAUGUGUAAAUAGUUGGAUCAAAUAGGAUCGAUCCGAAUCGAUCCAAAAGAAAACCAGUUUGUUUGUGAAUGAUUUAGGCCUCUGAUACCUUUAUCUGUCUAUCAUUAUGGCUUCUUAUUAAAAUAUUACAUACACUUACCAUUGUUCAUCAUCUUUAUUGUAUGGAUAUGACAUGAACUGUUCAAAAAAUCUCUUUCUAAGGUGCGAUUAUUUGAAUUCUUUUUAGUAAGGUUAGCCGUGACAAUUAAAUACAGCGACUAGAUGAACGGCAUAAGCGUCCAAUUGUGUAGAUUGUUUGUUCAUAUUAAAUGAUGAGCUAGGUAACACUGAAUUCGAAUUUUAUCCGAAAUUUUUUUUUAUUAGUGAGAACCUUACUGUACGACCCAGUAAUGAGAAGUUUUCGCUUCGAAGAAAGUUCAUAGGGAAAACUGAAGAAGAUUUCUUUUAAUUUUAUUAUCUAUAUUUAUCUAAAUUGUUAGUCUAUUUUAUUUUUGUUCCGUUCAAAUUCAAUUCUUUAUUUCAUUUAAAUUUGCUUUGGGAGAAGAGGAAAAAAAGUUCCAAUAAAGAAAAUUUUGUCUUUUUCUAUGUUCGUACGGAACAAGAAAGAGAAAAAACAUGAAACUGUUCGUUUUACACAAAAAUUUUUUUCAUUCCUGUUAGUUUAUGUACUAUGUAGUCCAUGAAUAACCUAACCUAUUAGAGUCAAUAUCGAUAUUGAUGAAAUAUAGCGAUAAAAUAUCGAAAUAUUUCUCUUUUCUUUUUGGUGAAACAAAGUUAUUUAAAUGUAAAUGUGUUUUGCAUGUACGCAUGACUACUAUUCACUCUCUGUUGGCUAAUUUAUAAUUGAGAAUAGCAUAUGUAACAGAUAGAAAGAAUCGUUGUUUUUAUAUUAACUUCUAUAGACAAGAAAAAGCAUAUACCUGCACGAGUGAAUUGAUUCUUUUACUUUUAUUCUAGAUUAUUUGUUUUUCUUUCGUUUACCGUUGUUUUGUCACCAUUAGAAUGUAAGCUUUUACGCUGAUUUGACUUCAGUACAUAAUCUUAUAUCUAAUUUUUUAGUCGAAAAACACUCAAAUAUGAAUUCAUUAUUUGUCAAUAUUUUUGGACUUAUUUUUGUUUAUUUAACUGUAAUAGCAUCAGUUUAUUGUAUUGAUUUAAAUGGUGAAACAGUGACGAAAGAAGAAUUGAUUGCCCUCACUCGUGAUCAUUAUGGACGUACAGAUCCCGAUGCCUUAUUAAACGGAUUCUUUCCAGUUUGGGCAGUUAUACAAUUUUUAUUGGCAUGUUUCUUUUUUGUUAUUGCCAUACUGAGUUUAGGAUGUUAUUUAGCUGGUUGUCGAACACCACCAGAAGAUCAAAUUAAACGAGCAAAAUAA